AUGGGACAAGUGGAACAAAAUAUUAUCGAAUUGCUUCUAGCUUAUGGAGCAGAUGUUAACAUAGAAAAUUUAAAUAGUGAAACGUCAAUAUUUUCAUUAUUCUAUUUGACAAAUAAUCGUCCCAUGAAGAGUAAGUUGAAUUUAUUUAAAAUAUUACUCGAUGCAGGAGCAAACGUUAAUAAACAGGACACUCUUGGUUAUACUCUGUUACAAUAUUUAGUAAUAAUGACAGGUAUACACUACACGUUUGAACAAAUGAUUAUCGUUGUUCGGUAUCUGUUAGAUGUUGGGGCUAAUGAAACAUUAAAUAUUCAAAAUUAUUCUGGUCAAACAGUACUUCAUUUAGCUUGUCAAUGUCCAGAGGAAGAUAGUCAUUUAACACAACUAGCAUAUUUACUUUUAUUUCAUGGAACUAAUCCAAAUAUUUCCGAUAAUCAAGGUCAAACGGCAUUACAUUAUGCAGCCAUGGAUUAUCGAAAUAUUUGUCUAAUAAAAGUUCUUAAACAUUAUGGUGCCGAUAUGAAUGCUCAUAAUCAUGUGAGUCAUACACCACUCCACAAAUUUUGUACUGAAACGAAAUUCAAUAAUAAUAAUCGAGUAAUAUCUUUCCUAGAAUUGUUAGUUCAACUUGGUUGUAACAUUAAUUCGUGCUCAAUUGACAAUCCAACUGUUCUUCAUUUGGCAUUUGAGAAACGAAAUGCUAGUAUCUGUCGAACACUUCUCAUCAACAGUCAAGGUUAUUUACAAAGGACACCACUUCAUUUUGCAGCACGAAAUUUAAGAAGUGAUCAAUUCAACAUGGUGCUGAUAUUAAUGCUCAAGACCGGUACAUCACGCAGCAAUGGCUAA
Didymodactylos carnosus is the source of this 849-nucleotide messenger RNA. The record is from the annotation of a GenBank genome assembly. NCBI's taxonomy places the organism in Eukaryota, Metazoa, Rotifera, Eurotatoria, Philodinida, Philodinidae.